This is a messenger RNA of Nicotiana tabacum (common tobacco), 798 nucleotides long. RefSeq lists its product as uncharacterized. The record is from RefSeq and is a predicted model, not a curated record. NCBI's taxonomy places the organism in Eukaryota, Viridiplantae, Streptophyta, Magnoliopsida, Solanales, Solanaceae.
AUGGCUGACAAGUUCGUCACCGCCCAUGCAGGGGCCAAGAAAACGGAAGCCAUGGUGAAUGACAUAUUCGCCAUUAGACAGUCACCUGGUGAAGGAUUUAGGGACUUCCUCGCCCGAUUCAACAGAGUGAUAAUGAUCCUUCUAAAUAUAUUAGAGAGGAUGGCAGUAUCAGCUUUCCAAAACGGGCUGAACAGAAGCGGGUCGAGGGAGACCAAAAAACUGUUGAACAGACUUAUGAAGUACCCUCCCACCACUUGGGAAGAAAUACAUAAUUCUUAUUAUGCCGAGGUAAGAGAGGACGAGGAUGACCUUAAUGGGCCAACCCAGCAGUUGACAUCGGUCCAGAUGGAGUCGGGAAAAGACCGCAGAAACGACAACAGAAGGGAUCAUGCCGGCCCAUGCCUAAAUCGUGAAAGACACCAGCCGUACACUAGAACGGCCGCCAUAGCACCCCCUCUCCCCUCCCGCUAUAGUGACGGCUCACCCAUGCCACAAAUAGGGACUCACCGAAACGAAAGAGGUAUGCCUCAACUGUUAUCUGCUAAUAACUUCUGUGUUUCUCCUUCAGAGAUAGUCUACGCUCUAGAGAAGCUUAGCCUUAAGGUGAAAUGGCCACUAAAUAUGAUGUCCGACCCAAACACCAAAAAGUCGAAUACCCUCUGUGAAUUCUAUCAGGAGCGAGGCCACAAGACCGAGGAUUGCAUCGCCUUGAGACAGGAGGUAGUAAACAUGCUCAACCAGGGGAAUUUGAGAGAUCUGAUGAGUGACCGAGAAAGAGCAAACUUUGCUCGUGGAUGA